AUGCCGAAAAAAGGAGGCCCCCAGAGAAGUGCACGGGAUAUCCAAACACCAGCCUCCGACCGAGAGAGCACUUCCCCUAAGCCAGAAACUUCUGCUGCAACCAAAGAUCCUGCAACCACAGCUCCUGCAACCACAGCUCCUGCAACCACAGCUCCUGCAACCAAGACUCCUGCAACCACAGCUCCUGCAACCACAGCUCCUGCAGCCACAGCUCCUGCAGCCACAGCUCCUGCAACCAUAGCUCCUGCGAACACGGGAAAAACCGCUCGAUUUAACCGAGAUCCUACCCGCCAAGAUGACUUUGCACCAGGAGAGAUCAGUGAUAAUCAUGAUUCAAACGACGAAACCGAUUCCGAUCUUGAAAAUGAAUCUGAUCAGGAUGCUCCCAUUGAACACCGGCCAAAUGAUGUAGGCCGCUGGGUGAAAGAUCUUAUUAGAUCCAAGGCAGCAGGAACUUCUGUAAAAGGAAUCGAGCAAUACUUUAUAGAGGGCGGGCUCAACAAUCCUACUCUCGAUGAAGAAUGUAUAGCAUUCUUCCAAGGGCUCAACCAGGAAAUCCGAGCAGCCAAUGAGAAACAUGAUGCCAUUGACUUAGACAAUGGUGUGAUUAAUGAGAGGUAUUAUGUUGACAUGUGUCGCACCUGGCAAGCGGCACAUGAUAAGGCCAAAUUCAAGAAUGACAUGGAGGGUGCCUGGGAUGCAUUCAAUAAGACCCAUGCCCUUAUAAGAAUGUUUAAUAAGCGACAUUAUCUCCCAAAGGGCUGGAAUAUCAGCCAAGCGUGGACGGCCAAUGAUUUGAAAUGCGAAAAUCCGAAAAUGAUAGAUGACAGUGACGACGCAGCUAGCCUAUCAGGCGCCGAGAAUCAGCAGGCCGGCACCCUUAAAAAUGAGUCCGAAUCUGAGGAUGAGGCAACGUAUCUUGAGGAACUACAAGAUCUUGAUGACUUGGAAGAUCUUGAUGCCUUGGAGGCAAGGACUAAGAACGAACAACGUCGAAUGUCGUCAGGAAAAGUACUAUAUUGGUGGCCUAAAGGUACUGGUUCUCAGACCUUCAUACGAUAUGGAGAUCGACAUACCCCAAUCUAUCGUAUUCGGGCUGGAUCCCACCAAAGCUAUAAUCGCCAUGAGGUGGAUUGCGUUCUGACUACAAAAACUCGUGGUAAUGUUAAGCGCAUUCGGAUGAGAAACGGGCUUGAAGAGGAAUAUUGGAAGUGGGACCGCAGGCAAAUCAAGAAUAUCCUUGGAGUUGGCUGGAAGCUCUCUGAGGAUGAUGAGAAUGAUCUGGAUCCCCUAGCCCUGCUGCGACCUGAGAAAGGUGUCAUCUAUCCGGAGACCCGAACACUAGUUAAAUGGAAAGACAACGUCCUUACUUUGGAGGGUAGAGCAUUCAUGCGCCGGGUCACUUCUGGCUCAGCUCUUGACGGCGACAGGGUGCUAUAUCAGAAAGCAUGCGAAAUGGAGAAUAGCUAUCGCAAAAUACAUGGGCUAGAUGAAUUCGAAAGUGACAACGAUGGUGGAUUCAUUGAGGAAGUACGGCCAAGGAGGAAUACUAGGCGCCAAAAGGACCAGACAUCGAGUGAGGAUGACACGGACAGUGAUCAUUCUUUCCGGCCAUCCUACAAUCGAGGUAGGAAGCAGAGCGAAUCAGGUCGCCGAAGGUCAGCUCAGCCGAAGCGGGCAAAUGAUGAGAAGAUUCGGAGUCUUGAACGACAACUUCGUCAAUUGAGAAUGGACAACCCUGUUUCUCCACACCGCAGCCACGCCAAGCCUCGACGACGUGAACGCACAGCAUGA
Penicillium longicatenatum is the source of this 1794-nucleotide messenger RNA. RefSeq lists its product as uncharacterized. Bases 1 to 1794 code for a protein of 597 amino acids. The record is from RefSeq and is a predicted model, not a curated record. Lineage: Eukaryota; Fungi; Ascomycota; Eurotiomycetes; Eurotiales; Aspergillaceae. The transcript has a single exon.